ACUGUAAGAGCCCAGACACCAGAGCGGUCCUAGACCUAAGAGCAGGACAGCUAGGCAGACGGCACAAUGGCACUGAACACGCGGAUCCAGGCAGCCUGUCUCCUGCUCCUCCUCCUGGCCAGCCUUGCCAGCUCCUCACUUCUCCUGCACCAGACAAAACAGCUUGCAGACCUCCAGACUCAGGACACAGCUAGAGCCACAGCUGGCUUGACGCCUGGGCUCCAGAGGCUGAGGAGGCGAGACACCCACUUCCCCAUCUGCAUCUUCUGUUGCGGUUGCUGUCAUAAAUCAAAGUGUGGGAUCUGCUGCAAGACGUAGAGCUUCCCGGCCCUACUCUCCCUCCCUUAUUUAUUCCUGUCACCCUCCAACAUUUGGUGAAAGGUCUCAGAAUAAAAUGGCUGGUUCUAGCUUUUAUUUCCAAA
Molecule: messenger RNA, 422 nt
Organism: Pteronotus mesoamericanus
Lineage: Eukaryota; Metazoa; Chordata; Mammalia; Chiroptera; Mormoopidae
Gene: HAMP
Product: hepcidin antimicrobial peptide
Exons: 3
Coding region: 67-318 (83 amino acids)
Biological process (GO): negative regulation of iron ion transmembrane transport; intracellular iron ion homeostasis; defense response to bacterium
Cellular component (GO): extracellular region
Source: RefSeq, a predicted model, not a curated record